This is a messenger RNA of Drosophila persimilis, 2011 nucleotides long. RefSeq names its product eukaryotic translation initiation factor 3 subunit D-2 (gene eIF3d2). The record is from RefSeq and is a predicted model, not a curated record. The coding region runs from base 13 to 1650 and encodes 545 amino acids. Gene Ontology annotation, molecular function: translation initiation factor activity. NCBI's taxonomy places the organism in Eukaryota, Metazoa, Arthropoda, Insecta, Diptera, Drosophilidae. Gene Ontology annotation, cellular component: eukaryotic translation initiation factor 3 complex; cytoplasm. Gene Ontology annotation, biological process: translational initiation. The transcript has a single exon.
UUGCUAUCGACUAUGUCGGGUCGUGCUCCUUUUAUCAAGCCCGUUUUGGAGUACAACGAGCACGGAUGGGGUCCAUGCGAGGAGCUCAGCGUGGAUGUGCCCUACCAGCCCUUCUGCAAGAGUGAUCGCGUGGGCAAGAUCUCCGAUUGGACCGCGCCGCCGACGGAGAGGAAGUUUGCAAACAAGUACGUCUCGUCAUUUGGUAAUAGCAAUCAAUAUGCCUACUUUCACGAGGACGACGAGUCCACGUAUCAUUUGGUGGACACCUCGGGAUUCAAGGGCUUCAGGCCGUUCCAGCGGGGUCGGUUCCGUGGCAAUAUACGCAACAAUCCCCGGACGCGGGGACGCACUGGACGUGGCGGUGCCGUGACUGGAAUAGGUGGAAAUCAGCCCGGAGUUGGAGUUAAUGAGCGUACCAAGUACGGAAAGGGUCGCGACAACCGCCGUCAAAUGGGGCGUCGGUUCGGUCGGAAUGCUCCCACUCGGAUGCGAGAGAGCUCCGUGGUGGUCCGCUCCGACUGGGUGUCCAUUGAGGAGAUCGACUUUCCUCGUCUUCUAAAGUUAUCGCUGCCGAAUGUGAAAGAGGGCCAGGAUGUGGUUACCUGUGGGUCUCUGGAGUACUACGACAAGACAUAUGAUCGAAUUAACGUGAAGAACGAGCGGCCUCUGCUCAAGACGGACCGCAUAAUUCACACGUUGACCACCACAGAUGAUCCCGUGAUCCGCCGCCUGUCCAAGACCAUUGGCAACAUCUUUGCCACCGAUGAGAUACUGGCCACCAUCAUGUGCUGCACUCGCUCUAACUACUCCUGGGAUGUAGUCUUCGACAAGGUUGGCAACAAGAUAUUUCUAGACAAACGCGACAACGCCCAGUUCGAUUUACUGACGGUGAACGAGACAGCCUUGGAGCCCCCUCUGGAUGAGGAGGGUUCCAUCAAUUCACCACACAGCCUGGCCAUGGAGGCCACCCUCAUCAAUCACAACUUCUGCCAGCAGGUUCUCCGUGGGGGCGAUCAGAAGAAGUACCAGUUUGAGGAGCCUUAUCCCUUGGAGGAGUCCGGGGUGGAUCUCGUCUCGAUCGGCUACCGGUACAAGCAGUGGGAUCUGGGGAAUAAUAUCAUAUUGAUUGCCCGUUGCAAGCACAAUGGCGUUCUUCAGGGUCCUAAUGGAGAGGUGCAGUUCCUGUCUAUUCGCGCCCUCAAUGAAUGGGACUCCAAGGCGUCCAACAGCCUGGAGUGGCGGCAGAAGUUGGACACCCAGCAUGGUGCUGUGUUGGCCUCAGAGCUGCGUAACAAUGCCUGCAAGCUGGCCCGCUGGACCGUCGAGUCUGUCCUCUCCGGCUCGGAUCAGCUGAAACUAGGCUACGUGUCCCGUGUGAUCCCACGCGAUCAUCUGCGCCAUGUCAUUCUGCGCACACAGCAGUUCAAGCCUCAGGAGUUCUCUACUCAAAUCAAUCUGAGCAUGGACAAUGCCUGGGGCAUCUUGCGCUGCCUCAUCGACAUCGUGAUGAAGCAGCCCGAUGGGAAGUACCUGCUGAUGAAGGAUCCCAACAAGCCCAUGGUGCGGCUGUAUGAUGUCCCAGAGAACGCAUUCGAGUCGAGUGAUGAGGAUGACCUCAGUGACGACAAGCUUUUUCUGCUGUCCAAUUGAUAACUAAUCGCUUACACAUAUUCAUUUGCUUUCGAACAGAUAUUGAACACGAUCCGUUGACACUCGACACAUGCUGGAUGCCACACUGACGUCUGCACUAUAUGCCCAGCACAAAUACAAUUUAAAUUGAGUUUUUGAACAGAUACACAUGAGCGAGAGCAGGAGCAGGAGCAGGAGCAGGAGCUGGAAAAGCCAUCACACAUGUGACUGAAUGUCCGCCGAUUCCCCCGGCUUCCAAUCGGAGUUAUUUGAUGAUAACAUGGCCACAUCAAUCACUGCGGUUCUCCUCUCCCCAAUGGAAAUACUCGUACAAAAUGAAACCCCAGCUAAAUAAAUAUGCAUUGUGUGUUGCUAGCCCCGA